Pocillopora meandrina is the source of this 513-nucleotide messenger RNA. The record is from the annotation of a GenBank genome assembly. NCBI's taxonomy places the organism in Eukaryota, Metazoa, Cnidaria, Anthozoa, Scleractinia, Pocilloporidae.
AUGAUAAACGGUGUAGUUGCCCAUGUCGAGUUGGAAAAUGAAAUUGUGGAAUGGACUAGCUCAAUUGCGAAUAGCUUAGCACUCAUUUGCAAUACAGUACACAAACGGUGUUGCGUUGCGUCAAAUGGCUCAGGGUAAGGUCGAGUAGCACAGCGUACGCACAAACAAGGUAGCGUUUCGUGAAAUGGCUCGGCAUAAUGUAGAAUGGUACAGCGUACACACAUAUGGUGUAGCGUUGCGUGAAAUGGUUCAGCGUAAUGUCGAAUGGUACAGCGUAGGUACCAACGAUGUAGUGUAGCGUGAAAUGGCUCAGCGUAAUGACGAAUAGUACAGCGUAAUGUCGAAUGGUACAGCGUGCACACAGAUGGUGUAGAGUUGUGUGAAAUAGCUCAGCGUAAUGUAGAAUAGUACAGCGUACAUACAAACAGUGUAGCGUUGCGUCAAAUGGCUCAGCGUAAUGUCGAAUGGUACAGCGUACACACAAAUGGUGUAGAGUUGCGUCAAAUGGCUUAG